AGUUUAUACGGGUCAGACAUUGUAGUCCAGUAAAAAUGGCUUUGCGCAGCUUCACUCGCUUCCUGUGCCCUGUGAAUUUGACAAAGCUGUCAUCAGUUGGAUCUAUACGCUGCUCAUCGACCCAGUCUGAUAAUAAAUUGUGUUUUGAAUUCAGCCCCGAACAACAACAGAUCCAAGAACUAUGUCGUAAGUUUGCAAAAGAAGAAAUCAUACCAAAAGCGGCAGAAUGGGAUAAAGCAGGGGAGUUUCCCAAAGAAUCACUAAAAAAGUUAUGGGAACUGGGUCUGCUGAAUCCCGAAAUUCCUGAAGAGUAUGGUGGUCCUGGAUUAAAUAUAGUAGAAGCUUGCAUUGCAAUGGAAGAGUUGUCAUAUGGCUGUACUGGAUUUAGUACGACAGUUCUAGCAAAUACUCUUGCUCAAAUGCCUGUAAUCUUGGCUGGAAAUGAGGAACAAAAGAAGAAAUAUCUUGGAAGAAUGUUAGAAGAACCGCUCUUCUGUUCAUAUGGUGUAACAGAACCAGGUGGUGGAUCUGACGUUGCCGGAAUUAGAACUAGAGCUGAAAAAAAGGGUGACCAUUAUGUUAUAAAUGGACAAAAGAUGUGGAUAACAAAUUCUGGAUAUGCAAACUGGUAUUUCGUACUCGCCAGAACGUCUACUGAUCCUAAACAACCUGCAAGUGGAGCUUUUACAGGGUUCAUAGUGGACAGAGAUACACCUGGACUAACACCAGGUAGAAAGGAGUGGAACAUGGGACAGCGUAGUAGUGAUACACGUGGCAUUACUUUUGAAGAUGUUGUUGUACCUAAAGAAAAUGUAUUAUUGGGUGAAGGAGCUGGAUUUAAGAUUGCCAUGGGAGCUUUUGAUAAGACAAGACCACCGGUGGCUGCAGGUGCCGUUGGUCUAGCCCGACGAGCAUUGGAUGAAGCAACUAAAUAUUCUCUGGAACGACGAACAAUGGGCAAAUUAAUUGCUGAGCAUCAGGCAGUGGCUUUUAUGUUAGCAGAAAUGGCCAUUGGUAUAGAGUCUUCACGAUCUAUGGUAUACCGUGCUGCUUUGCAGACUGACGAGGGAGAGCGCAACACGUACUAUGCUUCAAUUGCUAAGGCAUUGGCCGCGGAUGUGGCAAAUAAAUGUGCCACUGAUGCUGUACAAAUAUUUGGUGGAUACGGGUUUAAUAGCGAUUACCCAGUGGAGAAACUGAUGAGAGAUGCUAAAAUAUUCCAGAUUUAUGAAGGAACAGCCCAGAUACAAAGGAUGAUUAUUUCUAGGCAAUUAAUUGGUAGAUUUCAACAACAAAACCAUUAGCAUCAUUACAUGACAUUGUCUGUUGAAGUAUUACGAAUACGCACAUUUCAAUUGUAAUCCCAAUUAACUGUAUCCAAGCUUAAUAAGUGUAAUAAAGUGAUUUUAAAAAUAAAA
This is a messenger RNA of Saccoglossus kowalevskii, 1418 nucleotides long. RefSeq names its product medium-chain specific acyl-CoA dehydrogenase, mitochondrial-like. Gene Ontology annotation, molecular function: flavin adenine dinucleotide binding; medium-chain fatty acyl-CoA dehydrogenase activity. Gene Ontology annotation, biological process: medium-chain fatty acid catabolic process. Lineage: Eukaryota; Metazoa; Hemichordata; Enteropneusta; Harrimaniidae. The record is from RefSeq and is a predicted model, not a curated record. Gene Ontology annotation, cellular component: cytoplasm; mitochondrion.